AACGCCGGAUCUUGGGGAGCGCGGACCGGCGGGAGCGUCCCGGUGUAGGGUCUCCGAGCUGAGAACUGAAUCACGAACUGGGUGCCGACGAUGACCCGGGGCUCCUCCGUUACCCCAUCCUGCCCGUCCUGGCGGGGAAAGGAAGACGACCCGAGGUCCCUGCGAGGAGAGGAGAAGCCGGGGCUGUGCCCCCCACGUGUCGCCGGCUGCCCAUACAAAGCCAUCCUUUUGCCCAGCAACCAUGCCCCUCCAGUCUGGGGGCUGGCUCUAGUGCUUUGCUCUCCUCUGGCUCACCAAAAGCCUGUGGCUGUCAGCUUGUCCACCGCGGCUGCUUCCGAGAUCGGCGUUGAAGCGCCCUUAGAGGAGGUCAUUUCUGUGUAAAAUUCGUUCUUCAAAAGCUGCCCUGCUGCUAUAGAAACUUCAGUUUGCUAGCCUCCUGCUAGUCUGAAACGGCCCUUGUUCCUUUAUUGGUUUGCACAGGGACCCGUUCUUGGGAACUACUCUUAAAUGUGCCAUCCUGGUUGUGUGAUUUAUGUGAAUUUCUGAUAAUGUAGUUGGCCAAUCUUGCCUCCCGUUGACUAAGACUUUUUUCUUCCUGGUGUGGUGUUGUGCCUGGGGUGCUGAAGUCUACCUAGAGAGGACUAGAAUUGUUAGAUUCUACCUAGCCAGAAAGGUUUGAGUAUUCCUGAUGGAAAGAAAAGCCCUUUGCCAGGAGGUUGGCUACAAGAUUAUCGGCUGGUGAGAGUGAUCUGCUAAAGACUUGGACAUGAUGUAGUGCAUGGCAGAAAAGAAAAUCUGAGAAAACUAGGGAUUUUAAAAGUAGUAAAGUGAGAUCAUCUUAAAGGAGAAAAAAUGCCUGGAGUAUUGCUUCAGAUGCCCCAGCUAUGUAUAUAGCAUAGUGCAGUGAUAGUCUCGGAUUCCUGAAGGAAGCAAAAUGUGAACAGCUUCUGUAAUCUGUCAAGUUGAACCUGUGGGAAGAUGGUAUGAAGCAUUUAUUAAGAGGCGAAACAGGAAUAUUUCAGCCUCUUUUCAGGAACUAGAGGAUAAGAAAGAAUUAUCAGAGGAAUCAGAAGAUGAAGAAUUACAGUUAGAGGAAUUUCCUAUGCUGAAAACACUUGAUCCUAAAGACUGGAAGAAUCAAGAUCAUUAUGCAGUUCUUGGACUUGGACAUUUAAGAUACAGGGCUACUCAGAAACAAAUCAAAGCAGCCCAUAAAGCGAUGGUUUUGAAACAUCAUCCAGACAAACGAAAAGCUGCAGGUGAACCAAUAGCAGAAGGGGAAAAUGACUACUUUACUUGCAUUACUAAAGCUUAUGAAAUGUUGUCUGACCCUGCAAAAAGACGAGCAUUUAACAGUAUAGAUCCUACUUUUGAUAACUCAGUUCCUUCUAAAAAUGAAGCAAAAGACAAUUUCUUUGAAGUGUUUUCACCAGUGUUUGAAAGGAAUUCCAGAUGGUCAAAUCAGAAAAAUGUUCCUAAAUUUGGUGACAUGCAUUCAUCAUUCGAAGAUGUAGAUGCAUUUUACUCUUUUUGGUACAACUUUGAUUCUUGGAGAGAAUUUUCUUAUUUAGAUGAGGAAGAAAAAGAAAAAGCAGAAUGUCGAGAUGAGAGGAGGUGGAUUGAAAAACAAAACAGAGCGGCCAGGGCACAAAGAAAAAAAGAAGAAAUGAACAGAAUAAGAACAUUAGUUGAUAAUGCCUAUAGCUGUGAUCCUAGGAUCAAAAAAUUUAAGGAAGAAGAAAAAGCCAAGAAGGAAGCAGAGAAAAAAGCAAAAGUAGAAGCAAAGAGAAAGGAGCAAGAAGCAAAAGAAAGACAAAGGCAAGCUGAAUUAGAAGCAGCUCGGUUAGUGAAGGAGAAGGAAGAAGAGGAAGUUAGACAACAAGCAUUACUGGCCAAGAAAGAAAAGGAAAUUCAGAAAAAAGCCAUUAAAAAGGAAAGGCAAAAACUUCGAACUUCAUGCAAGAAUUGGAAUUAUUUUUCAGACAGUGAGGCAGAGUGUGUUAAAAUGAUGGAAGAGAUUGAAAAGCUUUGUGAUCGUCUUGAGCUCACAAGCUUGCAGUGCUUGAAUGACAUUCUUGCAUCUACUACAAAAGAAGAAGGGAAGGCUGCUGUUGAAAAGCAGAUAGAAGCAAUAAAUGAGCAAAUAAGGAAAGAGAAGGAGGAAGCUGAAGCUCGAAUACGCCAAGCAUCUAAGAGUACUGAGAAAUCAGCUGGUGGAGGUGGCAGUAGUGGUAAAAAUUGGUCAGAAGAUGACUUGCAGUUACUAAUUAAAGCUGUGAAUCUCUUCCCUGCUGGGACUAAUUCAAGGUGGGAAGUUAUUGCCAAUUAUAUGAAUUUGCAUUCUUCUUCUGGAAUAAAGAGAACUGCAAAAGAUGUCAUCAGCAAGGCAAAGAGUCUUCAGAAACUAGAUCCUCAUCAAAAAGAUGAUAUAAACAAAAAAGCUUUUGAUAAAUUUAAAAAGGAACAUGGAGUUGUGCCUCAUUCAGACAGUGCAGCACCUUCUGAGCGGUUUGAAGGUCUAUGUACAGAUUUCAUACCUUGGACAACAGAAGAACAAAAACUUUUGGAACAAGCUCUGAAGACAUAUCCAGUGAAUACACCUGAGAGAUGGGAAAAAAUAGCUUCUACAGUGCCUGGCCGAUCAAAAAAGGACUGUAUGAAACGAUAUAAGGUUGUGUAUAUAUAUGCAUACAUUAACUCAGUAAUUGACAAAUUUUAUUCCAAGUUAAAUUACAUAACUGUUAUCUGUCUUGUAAAAAUGAAAAGUCAUUACAAAGACAGGUCGUUUAUGAUUAAAAUAACAUUAACUCACAACAGACUUUGGGGGAUGGUUGCACUAUAAGGAAGGUUGCACUAUUAGGAAGAACAUUAUGUCACAAAGUGCUACCUUCCAGAAACUAUUUCUCUAAAAAAAAAGUCCUUUUCCAGUGUCUCCUUGUGGUUAAAAAGGUAACCCUGACUUCCCAAGACUAUGCCAGCACAGCAUAAGCUUUCACAUAUUAGAUGGCCUGCCAAAGACUAUCAGUGGCUUGUCAAUAUAAGAUUGGCCAUUGCCAUUCAAGUUGUCAUCUUUAAAGCCACAGAGGGACUAUCACAAUAGACAUUUAAAUAAACAUUUCUUGAUUUUUUAAAAGAAAAAGAUGUUUAUGCUACAGAGUAAAACUUAUUUUACCUAUAAAUCUAUAUCUUAAUCUGCUAACUACAGAUCCUUUUAUUUGCAUUUACUCAAAUGAUCCUUUUGGAGAUUGUGAACAAUAGAUGUAAAAAUCUAAACAAUAUUCCAUACUAUCCUCACAAAAAGGUAAACAAAAUCUCCCUGACAAGUUCUUAGAUUAAGUAUUUCUCUGAUUUUGAUAUUCUUAAACAGAAGCAGCUUUAAAGUUCAACCUUUUCAUUAACCUUUCUUCCUUUUCCUCCAGGAACUUGUUGAAAUGGUAAAAGCAAAAAAAGCUGCUCAAGAACAAGUGAUGAAUGCGUGUCGCACCAAGAAAUGACUAAAGUUGACAAUCUUUGUUGUGUUUGUUUUUAUAAUAAAACUGCAAAUACUGUAUAAA
Molecule: messenger RNA, 3554 nt
Organism: Monodelphis domestica (gray short-tailed opossum)
Lineage: Eukaryota; Metazoa; Chordata; Mammalia; Didelphimorphia; Didelphidae
Source: RefSeq, a predicted model, not a curated record